GAAACAUGUGGCAUUUGGAAGAUUCAGUAUGUAACAUAUUACUUGAUAUUUGCAGUAAAAAAAAAAAAAAGUGUUAAAAUGUUUAGAAAUAGGAUUGAUCUAAUUAUGGCUUCAGAAAAAUCUGUGUUGAGUCUACAUUGGCCUAGCGUUUUAGUAGUCAGUGUGGAAAGCUAUCUUCAGAGGGCAAUUCACCCUCUCCCAUUACAGGUAUUUAUCACACACUAUUUAACUGUGUGAGAUGAAUUGUCCUGAAAACAUGGAUUAGGAUUCUUCUUCCUGCCUAUAGAGAUCCUGCUGCCAGCUGAACUUUCGCACUGCAGUUCUCUUGGUAUCAGGCAACACCACUGGGAAUGACGACAGAGCAAAUGUAAAAGUUGCCAAAUUACCUGAAUGUAAUAAAGUAAACUGAUGAUGUUUUAUUGCAUAGGCUUUAUCUGAAAACAAAUGUUAGAAGAAAAAGCAAUAAAAUAAGUAUGGAAAUCAAUAAUAUUUCUUGGGAACAGUGGGUCAAAGGCGUUCAAGUUUUACCUUGCUAUCUUCAUUGAAGUUAUUGCAAAAAAUAAAUGUUUUUCUUAUUACUUCUAGUUGGUUUGGGGGAAAACCACCUGACUGAUACUUGGAAACAGUCAUAAUUGGAGGGGUUUUGAAUGCAGUCUCAGUUGAAGAUGUAUGAGGAAGAGACACCAUCUCUGCACUGGGGAUUGGAUCCUGUAUUUUCUGCAUUUGCAAGACUCUAUAUUAAAGAUAUAAAAGAAAUGAGAGAAUCCAAACAAGUGCCAGGUAUAUUCUUUUAUAAUGGACAUCCAAUAAGACAGGUGGAUGUUGUCGGGAUAGUGGUUCAAACAAAAGAACGAGAUGCCUUUUAUAACUAUGGAGUGGAUGAUAGUACUGGAGUUAUAAAUUGUGUUUGCUGGAAAAAUCCCAUGGUAGCAGAAACAUCCUUAUCAGGUUGCCCAAGCACCCCCAGCAGCCUUACUGUGCUUGAACAGAUGAAGAAACUCCAAGAAAUGGUGAGCCAGAAAACCAAGCUGGAGAUUGGGGAUAUUAUCAGGGUCAGAGGUCACAUACGAACCUACAGGCAACAAAGAGAAAUUCAGGCUUCCUGUUUUUAUAAAGUGGAUGAUCCUGUAUGUGAUAUGCAGAUUUCAAGAAUGCUGGAGCUCCCUUGUCUUUAUAGAGAAGUUUAUGAUAAACGUUUCCAAGGCCCUGAGGAGGGACAGAGUGGCCUGGAGGGUCAGAAUUUCUCAAUCAAUAUGCUGCAUGAGAAAGUGAAAGGCUUUCUAUUAGAAAACAAAAUCCAGACCUUUUAUCAACAGGAGUUGGAAACAAUUGAUACUCUCGUGUCACUUGCUGGUGUGCAUCUACCAAGUCACAGUUGUCAGGAGGUGAAGUCAAAAAGUCACUGCAGUUCCAAAAGGAUUCACAGUCUUUUUAAGGAAGCAAUAAAGAAGCUACAAGAGAAAGGCAUGGUUUUUCAAAAACCUAGUAGCUCCAAGGACUUAUACCAUGUGACUGACCAUGAUAAGGAGCUGCUUAAAGUGACCCUUGAUGUGAUAAAAGAAGACUGUCGAAAACCCAGGCAUGCUGAAAAAGGCUGCCAUUUCCUUCAUGUCCUGAGCUGUGUUAGGUUGAGCUACAACCCCUCUGUGACUGAAGCAGUGAUGCGCCGUGUCUUGGAACUGCUGGAAAGUAACAGUGAUGUUGUCAGCACUAUGGAAGGCUAUUACAUGGUAUUUUAGAAAGAGAAGAUAAGAUACAUUUGUUCUGAUCCAUUCAGUGUAAAGGAGGGAAAAGGAGAGGUUGGGUGACCCUGAAAAGCUGCUGUUACCUAGAAUGGUCUAGAUAGGCAAAAAAAACCCAAAAAAAGCAUUCUGAUUCUCCAAAUGCUGUUUUUGUCUAGCUCCAGAGAAGUUGUCUAAAUACCUGUUUUUUAAUAUUACUGACUUACUUGCUACUCCUAGUGGAAGUUGUAUCAAGCUAAUUCUGAACAUCCUAACACAGCAGAGGGGCUGGAAGAGAAGCUGGACUCUUUCCCUGCAGUAAGAUGUGACAUGGCUGUCCUCACGUUUACAUCUGGUGAGCCCCAAAGAAAAGUCACUGCCAAAGAGCACUGUUUACAGCAGUAGUCUUAUCAGGACUCAUUUUUCUGGCUUGAAGACUGAUCUUGUGAUCUUUCAAUAUGGUAAUAGCUGUGGAUCUUUCUUUUUAUGUGUACUUUAAAACAGCUAAAGAAAGGACAUGCAAGCAAACAAUCAAAAUAUUUGCCUAUCCUUCCUGGCAGUGCUGGUGUAUCCAUGUCUGUAAAGAUGUAUUUCUGAAUGUGCACAGGUUUGCCACCACUAAAGUGUCCUCACCUUUCUCUGAAAAGCUACAUUCAGAAGUGGGGUCCUGUCUGCCUUUCCCAUCCUGCAGUCUUGCUCGCUGCUUGUCAAGCGUGCCUGGAUUCCCCUGGCUACUGUGUGCACUACUGAUUCCUCUUGUUGUGGAUUCUGUUCAGAUCAGAACUCUCAGAAACAGCCACCGUUUUGCUGUUUAUCUGUAUCACAAAUGCUAAACCAUAAAUCAGAUGCUUUGGACAAGAAAAUACAGAAGCCAGCAAGGCCCAGUGUAAUAUCCAUACUCCCUGUUUUCUGUCUUUUGUCUUAUAUUCCAUCCCACAUUUGGGGAAAAGUACCAUCCAUGUCUGUGCUUGCAGAGGAACACAAGACAUUGAUGAAAUAACAUUUGCCUAAAGAAGGUUACCAUGCGAGACAUUUGAUCUGGAAUAAUCAAAAUUCUGUUAUGUGCCACAGUUCAAAGCCUGGAGCUGUUCAGUAUUUAUCCUUAGAGAGGGCUUUCUGCUGCAGAGGCUUGUCUGUUUAAUUAAUCUGUUUAAUUAAUGGUGUGGAUGUGAGACCUUCAACUUUAAAAGAGAAGAAAGGACUGAAUGUAUCUUUCCUCUUUCUUCUGUACCUUCCCUCUAACACUUGAAAUAGCAGACUCACAGGAGGCAGAUGUAGUGGUAAAGCCCUAUAAGGAUUGACAUAGCAGGGAAAAAUAAGCCAUAUGCAUGAGGAAAGCCAGGGAGUAGACCCAUGUGUGCCAGGUCUCUGGUUUGUUGUUAUAUGCCUCAUUCCAAGCUCUGGCUGCUGUGAGAUAUAGGCUAAGAGAAAAGCAUGACAGAAUAUUUGGCAUUUGCAUUCAGAGGCCUGUGGAAAACUCUUGCCUUAAAGAGGUGGUGCAUUUGUCCAUAGUGGAAAACUGUGUAGGAAUCAUUCUUUUGCUGUAAAUGUCCUACAUGCUGAACGGCUCCAUAGUUGGUUUUGCUGCAGGCUGCCCUACUCCUAGCAUUUUUUCCUCUGUUUUGAGUUGAAUACGUUUUAGUCAGAAUUUAGUAUGGGCCUGAACAUGUGCUGAAAGGAUAUACCUAUGCAGAAGGAAAUAAAAGAUUAGGAAAGAAUUGUACAAGCCUUCCCCCCACCAUCAAUAUCUCUGAAACACAAGGAAAGAAGUCCAGAUUCUGAGUGAAGAGGUAACUUUAUUUUAUGCCUACAAAAAGGUCUGAUUGGCCACAGGAAAGAUUAGCUUCUCAGAUUCCUGCUCUGAUUACUGAUAAGUUUGAAGUGAUGCUUAAAAACUAGGGCUAACUAUGAGAGAAGUAGUUUGGAAUAUCAAUUCCUAUAUGAAAGAACAUGGCAACUAAUUUAAGAGACCAACUUUGCCAUUUUCUUGAAAAGUCCUGUAUUAUCAGAAUCUGAUUUUGCUGGGAAAGGCUUAAAAUAACACUGCUAGUUUAGUGGGAAAGGUGAUCUCCUCUCAGGUUAGAAACGAGAGAGACUGGGUCUCACGAGGGUGUCAGCCAAGUGUGUGGGCUGGAUGAGUUUUGGGAGGAGCACUGCACAGCUGAAUCUUGGAGGAAAAGAUAGUCUGGAGACUGAAUUGCUCUUUAGGGUCUCUUUAAAUUAAAUUCACACCAAAGCAAGAUUACAUCUUUGUCCUUUGUAGCUUGGAUAGUCAUACGCAUAGCAUCUAAUGAGUUCUAUUGCCUCCAACUUGGAUGCUGCACUUCCUGUGUUUUAGAUGCAUUUCUGUGUGAAGUCUGCUUAAAACCCCCUAUACAUUGGAGAUUGAUCCAGAUACAAGUGUCUUCCCACUCUGUUCUGCCCCCGUUACAGUUUGAAAGCACCGAUCAACUGGGAAGCAUCGGAGAUUAGGUGGGAAGAAUUAAUCUCAGGAAAGACAGUAAGUAACUCUGGACAGAACUUUCUUCUUGGAAGUUUUUAAGCUGGUCCUCACUGGCGAUGCUGGACUCUUGUGAUUGAGGGUGUAUUCUGUUGAAGAUUGCUUCCCAAGAACAGGAAAAAGGGAUUUUUCUCACUUAACUCAGGGAAAUAUGAGUGAGCAUAAGGGAGUCUACAGUUUUUACAGGAGUGAAAAGUUAAAAUUAAUGGAGGAGCCUAGAUUUCAGCUACACAGAUUCUACAGAUUGGAGGGAAGAGUUGUGUCUUAAGCUUGUGUGCUUUAUUUUUUCCACAGUAGCCACCCAAUACAGACUAACACUUACUCUGGUUGAGUGCUUUCCCUCUCUUGUACCUACAGGGAAUACUGUAGUCAUAUGCCUGCAGAGAAGUACCCCAGCUAGCUGUGGGAGCACAGAGCUCACUGUAGGUCAAUUUACCCAUUUAGUCAGUAUCUCUACAGUAUGCUUCUGUGACAGCAGUCUAGACAUACCCAUAUUGGUAUAAGUCACUUUUAUGUAAGUCUAACUAAACACACUAGGGCUUUUACUGCUAAUAAACUGUCUCUCUGUUUAAAGAUCAUAUCUUUAACCAAGAGAGUCAUAUCAUGAACACUGCUAAAAUUCUUAACCUAAGAUUCUUAACACUUGUACCACAACUACAAAAUACUGUGUGAACAUUCAGUGAUAACACAAUUAUUACUGGUUUAUUAAAGGAUUUUGAAGGUUGCACUUUAAUGUAAAACUGACAAGUGAGAAUUCAUGUUGUAGGGCUGCUUCCUGGCCAGUCCCAGUUUCCAUAGAAACAGUUGUGGCAGGAAAAUGCAGGUAAGGAACAUGGAGUUUUCAAAAGCAGUCAGCUUUUUAAUGUUACCUUAAAAUGUUUUGUUUUGUCUUCAUAGAAAUGCAGAGCCCAAGAAUAGGAAUUAUCAAAGAAUGUUAAUAUACUAUUCUAGUAAAAUAUCCUGAUUGCUUUUCUGGUGAGGAAAUGAAGGAACAACUCUACCUCCAGUCCCCACCAUCUGCUUAGGUGAGAGAAGAGGUGAGGUUGCUUCAUACCUCAGUUUCCCUCUAAAUAAACUGGGGAUA
Molecule: messenger RNA, 5305 nt
Organism: Apus apus (common swift)
Lineage: Eukaryota; Metazoa; Chordata; Aves; Apodiformes; Apodidae
Gene: STN1
Product: STN1 subunit of CST complex
Exons: 10
Coding region: 648-1739 (363 amino acids)
Biological process (GO): nucleotide-excision repair; DNA replication; double-strand break repair via homologous recombination
Cellular component (GO): DNA replication factor A complex; chromosome, telomeric region; CST complex
Molecular function (GO): single-stranded telomeric DNA binding
Source: RefSeq, a predicted model, not a curated record